AUGAAGCUGGCUUUCGGCGCAAUGCUGGCGGGUGACUCGACGCCAAAGCAUCCGGACAGGACACCCCGGCGGUCGCUCUCCCCCACCAAAGCUCGUGGAGUAGUGUUCCGUGAACAUGCUGAAGUGAAGGUGCCCGAACCUCACUCCCCACGUGAGGUGGGUGCGAUGUCGAGGACGCGAGGUCCGGCCGCGAAAAGUGGUGAUAACUUAGUGGUGAAAGUUGGUAGCCCAGGAGUGACUAGUGGUAAAAGAGUGCCGAUGAAAGAACGUGUAAUAGUGGGAGAGCAUCAUGUGGUGGCAGAUCAGAUUCUUCUACCGGACCAGCAGUAUGAAGAAGCAGGUUCAGCUCCAUCAUCCUCUCAAGCAACUUCUCUGCCACCGUCUUCAUCACCUUCAGGAGAUACACAUGCAACUUCGUCAGCAGCAAGGAAACCAGCUCCAGAGAAAGUGUCAGGGGAGGCAGGAUCAGGAGCGACACGUCAGCCUUCUCCAGAGCGACGGCGCGUCUCGUCGCAGGAGCGUCAUGUUCGUCGCCAAAUGCGUCACAUGCUCUGGUGUCGAGAACUUCUACGGACGUUCCGGGCUAGACCAGAGUUCUUUUGUCAGUUCCGCGGUGGAGUUGGUGGUGGUGGGACACCGUGCUGGUUAUCUUUUCAAUCUCACGAAGACCCCGCUCCUACCACCCGCAAGCGUCGGCAAUCGGCCGAGGAGCCGGCGCCGCCCUCGCCGCCUCCGGCUGCCGCGCCGGUCACCGCCCGGGGUCAGCUGCGCAUGGUCAGGUCAAGGUCAACGCCGGACCUGCGACGACUGAGCACGGGUCGGCGCAGCGGCGACUCGGCGUUCUCCGAGCUGGGAGCAGAGUCUGACAGUCCUCAGGCGUCCAACGACAGCGGAAACCCGGAAACAGUGUCGUCGGUGCUACAACGCACCGUGAGCCUCCGACGGAAGAUGCGGGGCAAGACACGAGACGAGGGGAUGAAGACGGGCUGGCUGUACCGCGGUCAGCGCGGGCCGCUCUACGAUACAGUGCCCCGACCCAGCUCCGCCGACCAGACACAGGUGCUGCCACGUCGCGGCCGCAGACGGAACUACGGCGUCACCAAACUGCCGCCAGAGGACAGGGCAGUCGAGGACUGUGUGUCGCGUUUCGCUGAGCGAUAUGGACCGGUGUCGGUAAAUGGAACGAUGCCACAUCCACCUGUGGAUUCGAUAUGGGUCGGUCCACCGCGUAAAAGCUGGCAUGGGGAUGAUUCAUACUCGCCACAUGAGGACUCGCUCGACCGAGGCGACACCUAUGAUAAUGCCUUCUAUGACGGCGAUGGUAGCGUCAUCUACAAUCCCAGCUACACGGAAACCUUGCCAAAGCCUGGUGCUGCCAUCUACGCCGACUCCGGGGCUACCACGCAAGUUUACGUGAAUGGGGUCCACGUGCUAUGUAUGAACAAUGAGCCCUAUAACGAGCGAAAUAUCGACGAGGAGAUCGCUGCACGAUCUCGAGACGCUCCUGACGAGCCCCCGUACGCCCAGCCCCGCAAACUAGCACAACGAGACCUCUGUAACAACUGGAUCGGACGGGAAUCGAGCCCUCGGCGGCGCAGUCAUAGCCCGGAGCCAGAGCCGGUGCUGGGACCAGAGCCGGAGCCGGGCUACUGUGUCAUGGUACCGGUGCGCACCCCCUGCCCCGCCUACCGUCCCCCUCCAGAGGUCACUGUGUCCUCCCACCGACCUGUGACGUCAUCCAACUGCUCCCCCGCCUCCUCCGACCUGCCACCGCUGACGUCACAGUCUCCACCGAUGACGUCACAUACUCAACUAGCCUCAUUACCACACGAGCCUUCAAACACCCCAGCGGAUUCCUACGCCUGCCUGCGACGAAGUUACACAAACUUCUACACGGAGGACGAGCUACGAGGGUUGGUGGACAGUUCCGAUCGAGACACCAUCCCUCGCGGAGGUGACAGUAGGCGUGACAGCGGUGGCAGCGGUGACAGCAAUGACAGCGGGGGCGGACAGCGCAGGAAGCCGGGGGUGGCCUCUGGACGCUGGGCGGCCCGACUCCGUGAGGGCAGCUACGCCAGGAGGAAGGCCAGAACUCGCAGCGUCGAUAGGGCUGUUGGAACGGACAGGAGUUCGGAGGAGUGUCCGGAGGAGGCCGGUCUGAGGAGGAGGAGGCGGUCCGGGUCAGCCGAGCCGUGCCAAUGCUCGGCCUGCUCCGAGGAGCACUCCUCACUGUCAGAGCCGCGCUUAGUUGAGGAUCCAGACGAGCGCGUUCAGUGA
Messenger RNA from Amphibalanus amphitrite, 2277 nucleotides. RefSeq lists its product as uncharacterized. The transcript has 5 exons. Lineage: Eukaryota; Metazoa; Arthropoda; Thecostraca; Balanomorpha; Balanidae. Bases 1 to 2277 code for a protein of 758 amino acids. The record is from RefSeq and is a predicted model, not a curated record.